This is a messenger RNA of Labrus bergylta (ballan wrasse), 3095 nucleotides long. RefSeq names its product bifunctional apoptosis regulator. The record is from RefSeq and is a predicted model, not a curated record. Lineage: Eukaryota; Metazoa; Chordata; Actinopteri; Labriformes; Labridae. Gene Ontology annotation, molecular function: protein binding; ubiquitin protein ligase activity. Gene Ontology annotation, biological process: proteasome-mediated ubiquitin-dependent protein catabolic process.
AGACGUCUUCCGACCGCGUUGUGUUCACGAGCUCGAAUUCAAAAUGUGGAAACAACAAGGCCCCAAUUUAAACACGUUUCAUUUUGCAGAACUAUGAAACCAUAAGGUUACUUUACGCUCACAGAAACUAGCAAGUUACAACCUAAUGCGAAGUCUCAAUCGACAAGGCAUAGAAACAUAAUUUGAAAUGGGCCUACGUGCUUAAAUUAUAGUUUUUAAACAAUCAAACGUCACAUUCUUUUUUUUGACCCGGUUUGUUUCCAGUUAAUAUGACGUGAUUUCUGUUAAUUCGGCACACUGGUCAGCAAGCUUUCUCUAAAGUAAAUUAUUCCGACUUGAGUGCGCCUCUUAGUACAUUUUCCCGACUCAUAUUACAUUUCUCCGACUUUUUCCGACAACACCCGAAUGCAUGACGACGUAGCGUGGGUGGGUAGACGUGAGCGUGGGGUUUUCCACAGUUGAAGCAGCAGCAGCAGCAGCUCGGAGCCAUGGCGACCGAAAAUGUUUCUUUUUGUAGCUCCAUGGACGGUAUUAUUCGGGUCUAACUACUUUAAACAUAGGGAUAGGAUAGUGGAUAGAGUCGGAAAUCAGGAAAAGAAGUCAUUUAAGGACACCUUUCCGAAAAGGACAUCUGUCAUUAAAGACUUGGAUAUGUUAGACCAGAUGGACUGGGAUUUAUUAGAUGAGGGUCUGGGAGGCUCAAUGGAAGACACCCCUGACUUUUCUGAAGUUCCUCAGUCCAACCCCUCCACCACCAACAUUUCAGAACAUGAAUUCUCCUGUCACUGUUGCUACGACAUCUUAGUGAACCCAACCACCUUGACCUGUGGCCACAACUUUUGCCGCCACUGUCUGGCCCUGUGGUGGGAGUCAUCUCACAAGAAUGAGUGCCCAGAGUGUCGAGAGAAAUGGGAAGGCUUUCCUAAAGUCAACAUACUGCUGAGAGAUGCAACAGACAAGCUGUUCAGUGAGGUUGUUCAGCGGAGGAGAUCAGAAAUCCAGACCAACCCUAAAAUCUCCCGGAGCUUACUGGCCUUCCAGAGGUAUGGUGACAACUUGGGCAGAUCGAGGAAAAACCAGCACAAAGGAGCAGGCUUCUUCUUUUCUGGAGUCCUAAGUGCUCUCACAUGUGUAGCUGUGGUAGUGCUGGUGUAUCACUGGAGCAGUGGUGUGGUUGAGCAGCAUGACCCUUUGAUCAGUAAACCCGUGUCGCGCUGGACGUCGGAGGAGGUUGUCUCCUGGCUAGAGAACCUGGGGCCCUGGGCUCAGCUAUACAGAGAAGCUUUCCAACAGGAGAACGUCAAUGGGAGGUUGCUGUUGAUGCUUGGGGAAGAAGAGCUGAUAAAACCUCCGUACAGCAUUGAAAAUCUGGCUCACCGACGUGCUGUUUUGGCUGAACUGGACAGAGUUAAAACCCUAGGGGUUAAACCUCCGCAGAACCUCUGGGAAUACAAGGCUGCUAAUGCAGGGAAGUCUCUGUUCAUGCUGUAUGCACUGAAGCGCUCCCCUCGUCUCACGCUCUUCUACCUGUAUUUAUUUGACUACUCGGAAACCUUCCUGCCCUUCCUGCACACCUGCUGCCCGGCCAUCACACACAUCGAGCAGUCAGUGGAAGGAAGCUUCUUUCACUCACAGUUGGAGCCAAGUUGGCGACAGUGGGCGGAGUUCCUUGUGAAGUACAUCCUGCUUCCGUACCAGCUGAUAGCAGAGUUUGCGUGGGACUGGCUGGCCGUCCACUACUGGACGUCUCGCUUCAUUAUUGUCAACACGAUGCUGCUGUCUGUGCUGGAAGGCUGCGCACUGUGGAGACUCUGGACCAGAGCCAGGAUCAGGACUCUGCCGCGCAACAUGUGGAACCACUUGUGGAAGAUGUUAUCUCAGGGGUUUGCCUUUGCCCUCCUGUGGCCUUUUCUCCCUCAGUUUGUGUGCAACUGCCUAUUCUACUGGGCUCUCUACUUCAGCCCCAUCAUCAACAUAGACCUGGUGGUGCAGCAGCUAAUGCACCCAGAAACACAGGCACUGUAACAAACUGCAUGUCAUCAGUGCCAAUCAAUGCUGCACAGUUUGCUGCAAAUAAAACAGCCAGAAUUUCCCGAUGUUGAAGAGGAUGAGUGUUUAUUUAUGGCAGUAAACUCACAGGACUCUGGCUUAUUUGCUCCUGGGAAGGAAGAUCCCUCGCUUCCUUUCUUGCGUCUCUGCUGGUCAGUUGGCAGAUGGAACAAGAGAGCCAUUGAGUUUUUUGUGGGAGAAACAUAACAAACAAGAUGAACGGUGAGAUGUCUGUGUUUUUAUUGGAAGGUUAAAUGCUGUGACAUCUAUCUCUGUGUACACAGUGCAUUAACAACCCCCAUUGCCUAAAUGGUCCUAUGGGCAGAUAUGCAAAUAAGAAGUCAUAUUUAAGAACUAGUGGUAGUGAAGACUGGCCUCAUAAGGAGUUUCUGAUAGCUGUGUUGCACUCACUAAGAUGGCUGUGAGAUCUUUUAUACAUACACAGACUUUGAAGGUGGAAAAAAACAGAUUAUUUUUUGUCUGACUUCUUUGUUGGUCGUUCUAAACUAUAUGUGAUCCAUAACCAAUUAAAUGAACAACUGUUGCUUUAUGAGUAUCAGGUUGAACUAAGUCGAUUUAACUUUAAAAUGCAUUAUUCAACUCUUCAGUUCAGCUCUGGCUUUGACUUUAAUAUUGGUGCCACAGAGAGGUCUUAAAAUGUAAGCACUUACGCUUAAAUGUUGAGGGUUGUAGUUCUGCAGCAUUAUGGGAGUGUCAAACAAGAAUAACGAACAAUAAAAGAAGUUCCAUGUUUUCAAUUCAUUUCAUCAUACAUGAGGCAUUAGGUUUUAACUGUUGGACUCUGAAACAGAUUAAAAAGAAAUCAUCAUAAUGAGCAGAUUGUGUUUCUGGUACUGCUGAAUAUUUUGUUGCACAUGUUUGUUAUUGCUCAGUUGAUUUUGAGAUGGUUUACAAUUCCAUGUAACCAGUGGGCAGAGCAAAUCGAAUACUUUAUUUUUUACAUUUGCACUUAAUAGUUAAAACACUGUGAUUUUGUUCUUCAAUGUUCUCUACUGGCAGAAAAAAAUAAAGAUUUUUUAAUAAGG